Messenger RNA from Xenopus laevis (African clawed frog), 5455 nucleotides. RefSeq names its product deiodinase, iodothyronine, type 2 S homeolog (gene dio2.S). The record is from RefSeq and is marked reviewed. NCBI's taxonomy places the organism in Eukaryota, Metazoa, Chordata, Amphibia, Anura, Pipidae. The transcript is spliced from 2 exons.
AGAUGUGGGAUUGUGGGGGGAUUCGGGGAUCCCCCCCACUCAACCCCAUUUUGUACGUCAGGUGAAGUCUGUCAACUGCAUAGGAAUUAUUGCAUCAGGCUGGGAGAUGUACGAAGGGGAGGAGGGGUUUGCUUUAAAUUCUCUCCUUUAAUAACAAAGUCCCGCCUCGCAAGUUUUCAGCGACUCUUUUUCCCUAUUCAGAGCACCCCCGGCCAAAGCAAUGGCAUCUCCUACCCUGACGUCAAAGAGCAGAUGACAAGCGAGAUUAGACUUUUUUCAUUUCUCUUAUUGCAGCAAUUAGGACUGUAUAAAGGGGUUCGGGGAAGGAGGCAGAGAGGAGACAGAAGAGAGAUAAAGAGAUAUAAAGAGAAAGCAGCUGAGGCGGGACAUGGGCACAGGCUAUUGCUGAGGGAGAGCAGAGGAGGAGGAGGAGGAGGGGGAGUGCUGGUAACUUUUCCUACACCUGGUGCUGCAGACUUGCUGGGAAAGAUCUUUUUUUUCUAGGACUGACAAGAAAUAAAGAAAACUGCAGAAAGUUUCAGUGGCCCAACACUGUCAGGCUGGCGAUUAGUCGCACACACACACACACACCUGCUUCUUUUCCCUGUAGCAACAUCCAUUCCCAGACACUACUCCCCCCGCACCUUCACUUCAACUUCUCUGCGCUCUCAGUGAGACACCCGCGGAUUUAUUUUGUCUCUGUCAGUAACACGCAGGUAGAGAGAGAAAACAAGCGGGGGGAUAAGAAGCAGGGGGAGCCCACGCCACCAUUAUGGGACUGCUGAGUGUGGACUUGCUGAUCACCCUGCAGAUCUUGCCAGGUUUCUUCUCAAACUGCCUGUUCCUCGCUCUGUACGACUCUGUAGUGUUAGUAAAACACGUGCUUCUACAACUCAACCGCUCCAAGUCCAGUCAGAGUCAAUGGCGCCGAAUGCUCACUCCUGAAGGGCUGCGCUGUGUGUGGAACAGCUUCCUAUUGGAUGCCUACAAACAGGUCAAGCUGGGACAAGAUGCUCCAAAUUCCAAUGUUAUUCAAGUGUCGAACAGAAAUACUAAAAGUGCACAACGAAAAGUUUCAGGAAAAUGCCAUCUUUUAGACUUUGCCAGCUCUGAGCGUCCACUUGUUGUCAAUUUUGGAUCAGCUACCUGACCUCCAUUCAUAAGCCAGCUGCCAGCCUUCAGCAAACUGGUGGAAGAGUUCUCUAGUGUUGCCAACUUCGUGUUGGUGUACAUUGAUGAGGCACAUCCAUCCGAUGGCUGGGCUGCCCCUGGCACAACAUCCUAUGAAGUGAAGAAACACAGAAACCAAGAAGAACGCUGUGCAGCUGCCAGCAAGCUUUUAGAAUAUUUCUCAAUCCCCCCACAAUGCCAAGUUGUUGCUGACUGCAUGGACAAUAAUGCCAAUGUUGCCUAUGGUGUCUCUUUUGAGAGAGUGUGUAUUGUACAGAGGCAAAAGAUUGUAUAUCUGGGAGGCAAAGGGCCAUUCUUUUAUAACAUCCAGGAAAUCCGCAGGUGGCUGGAACUUAGCUUUGGAAAGAGAUGAACAUAGAUACAGUGCCACCAGUUGGUAGAAACUUCUGCCAAUAUUUACGUAUAUGCUUUGAACAGUUAUAGAAACUGGGAAAAAAACCUAAAAUGGAAAUACUGACAAAAGAAAGACUACAAAUCACGCAAAGUUUACUGCAGGACUUCUAAAUCCAGAAGUGUGAAAUACAUUUCUUCCUAAUAUCAGAACCCAAGCCGUUCUGACACAUAUCUGUUCCAAGUGCAGAACCCACCGGAAUAAAAAGCAUCAGAAGACAGAAAGUACAAAUGAUAAUAGAAAUUGAAAAUCAGCAUGAAAGGAAAACGCUUAACACAAUUAUACAAAAAAAAAUGUAUACAUUGUACCUGACAGAUAUUGAAAAAUCCAAGGAGUCAAUUGGUCUGUGUCCAUGGGAAAAAGUUGUGUUGCAGACCUAGAAGAAAUCCUACGUAUUUAUUGCUAAUUUUUCUGGUUUUCUGUUUUUGCUCAUGUUACUUUUUUUACAUAAUUUAUUGUUACCAUAAUUCUACAAUACAUUCAGUGCUGAGGAUUUAGAAAGUAAACAGUUACCUCAAAAGGAGAACAGCUACAAAAAGCAAGAAAUGCUCUGUGCUCCCCAGGGAGAAAUAUUUUGCUGAUUUGGGGAAAAGGAUAGAAAUAAAGUAUUGUUUCAGGUAUUAUAAUGUUACACCCAUAUAAACUCAAACACAGCCAAAAAUAGUGCCCUGUGUGUAAUAAUUACGCAUAAGCUUCAUGCUCAUAUCUGAAGCUGAAUAACAGGAAUUCAUUUUUCUUUAAAUGUAAAUAAUUAAUGCCUAUCUGAGUCUGGCAACAUGCUUACUUUACAUUUUGAAACUGAAAUUCUACAGACCAGAGGUUUUUAGGGGGGGUUAAGUAUUCCCCUUUUGUAUGAUACAAUUUUUAGUCUCGUCCUAGGUCUAAAUAGGUCUCUUCCUAAGCUGAAUACUUGUAUCAAGAUCUAUAAGUUACACAAGAACAUAAAGUUACCGCACGUCACUAAACAGGAUUCAAUUAAUAGGAUUCAGCCACAGAAUGAACUAAUACACCCAAUUCAUUAAUACAGCCAGUUCAGUGUAAGAAAAAAAAAUGAAAUUAACAGUAAUUACAGACAGAGAUACUCUGUCCCAUAUGUGCCUUAGUGUCAAGUUUAAUGAGCAUUGGUGUUUUACCAAGCCAUCCGAUCCAAAUGACUGUCCAGGCUGAUCACAUUGCACUUCCAUAUAAUACUGUUAUAAAACUCGCCUACUUGGGAACAUUUGCACAUGUAGGAGCAUAUUUAUAAAGGUGUAUUAAAAAAGGAAUGAAAACACCACCAAAUAGCACUACCUUAAGGCUAUGGUAUGCAUUGUAGAUUAUAAAGUUGUCUACUGAUUUUACAUGAAUGUAUAGCUGAGUGGUUUAACAUUAUGGCAAGAAACAUUUUACUGUUUUUCACAAAUUCUUUGCCUCUUGAAUUUGCCCCACUGACUUGAACUGACCACCCCAUGUCUAGAGUGGUGUUAAAAUAAUGGCAAAAUCCACUGUGUUAGUCUUGAAUUUACCUUGAAAAUUCACACAUUUAAAAGGCUUAAUUCACAAUUAGUAAGUAUGCAAUUCAUUCUACAACAAUGUUUACACUUUUUUGUGUAAAUUAUCUGACACACCUUUAGACAAAUGCCCUCUAGAGUAUUAUUAUUAAAGGAACAGUAACACCAAAAAAAGUGUUUUAAAAUAAUGAAAAUAUCAUGUAGUGUUGCCCUGCAAUGGUAAAACUGAUGUGUUUGCUUCAGAAACACUACUAUAGUUCAUAUAAUCAAGCUGCUGAGUAGCAAUGGUGGAAAUUGAAAAACUGCUAUAUGGCACAGGAUAAAUAAUGGAUAACAGAUGGCAUUAUGUUCUACAGAGCUUAUCUGCUAUCUGCUGUGUAACCUGAGCCUUUUCUCCUUUGAAUGGCUGCCCCCAUGACUACACAGCAGCUUAUUUAUAUAAACAAUGGUAGUGUUUCUGAAGCAAACACACCAGUUUUACUAGUGCAGGGCAACACUGCAUUAUAUUUUUAUUACUUUAAAACAAUUUCAUUUUUUGAUGUUACUGGUCCUUUAAUAUUAUAAGUGAGUGCAAUCUGUACAAGGUCCUGUUGGCUGAAGUGGAGAAACACUUUCUUAAAUGAGCAAAAGUGUUAGAAAACUGUGGUAAAAUAACAUAAUAAUGAAAUUGCUGGAAAUAAUUAGGAGUUUGCAUUUUAGCAGCAGAAAACAAUGCAUUUCACAAUGUUAUAUUCUUCAUUAGGCAAUUAUUCUGUUGCACACUGUGCCUUUUUUAAGACCAAAUUAAGGGUGACAUAUUUUUUUCCAUAACAAUAAAUUUUGGUUGGGUAGAUCAAAGAAACUAAGCCUGCAUUAGCCAAUCAGGAUGCAAGCUUUGCUGCAUAUAUUUUUUUGGAGAAUAGAUUCUUUUCAAGGAAGAAGGCAUGUAAUAAACCCUUCCCACCAAUAUCUGGUCAUGUUUAAGGGCCAUAAAACAAACAAAGGUUAAAAUGUGCAGACUUUUUACUGUGACUAGGCUCAUCCAGCCUUCUAAGAGGUUGUAUGAUUUGCAAUGCGUACUGUAUAGACAUCCUAUUGUACUGUAGCAUAUGUACUGUACAUGUCUAGUUCUUAUUUACAGAAUUUUGUAUAACUUUAGAUACUACACGCAACCCUUCAUUAUAGCAAAAACUGGUAAAUCACCACUGUGCCUCUUUACUGAAAGACCCCCCCACACAUAUUUGGUAGUGAUUCAGUAACUUUCUUCAGUACCUCUCAGGCAAUGAUGAUAAGGCUACACAUGAAUAUUCACUGUACCACAAAGUGCAGAAUUUGUACUUCUACAAAUAGAAUUUUUUAUGUCCAACUUUUUAUGUUAUUGACAUAUCCUUUAUUUUAUAUCUCCAUGUUUUACAUAUAUAUCGUACAAGUACUUUUUCUUAAGCACCACCAGCAAUCUGACACAACCACACCAGCAGUUGCCUAAGAGAAAGGCUUAUUCAUCUAAGAUGGCCACUACUUCUGUGCUCUCUCAACAACAUAGCUGCACACCACGGUUCUUGACUUCUGGAUCCAUUAUCUCUCUUGCCCUGUGAAAUUGUUCAGCAAGUAGGCAGGCCUCUAAAACAUUCCACCCUGCCAUUCAGGUAUAUAUUGCUUUUGCCCCAAAUAGCUUGAAGCAUUUGUUAUGAUUCAAAUGUAGCUAAUGGACUGAGAUCAUCUUUGCUCAGUCAAAUAUAUCUAGUAAACUUGAUUAGCUAUCUCUGAGUACCAUAGCUGAGAAUGACAGCCUCACGUUUCCUCAUGAGGCAACUUCGGGCGACUUCGGAAAAUGAAGCAUUCCAUCCCGCCAGUAAUUUUCAUUCUAGUCAGUGGGAAGGCUAAAUCUGUCCAUGUGUCUACCCAUAAGAGGAAUAGCCCAGAAGGAAAGCAUGAGAGUGGUGGAAAGCCAUGGAUGCAACAGAAUACAAGCUUCAGAGAGACAACUUCAAAUGGUGACCUGUAGAAAAAUGAAGCAGUAAUCUGUAAAAGCUUAUACUUCUCAUUAAUGAGGCAACAUUAUCAGAGUUGUAGCUACAGAAAGCCAACUCUAACGGUGGAGCUGCAGAGUUUGAUUGGCUGAUAGUGGAGGUUCUGACGUAGAAAUGAAGGGCUCCAAUGAAAGAGACUCAUACUCGAUUGGUACCUGGAAGAUGUUACGUCAGAGUCAACAACUGCUCAGCACUUCAUGCUCAUGAUCAUUGCUCACCACAGAACAACCUCUCUGCUUCAUUCAAUUUCACACAACUUUGACAAUACCUUAAAAAUCCUGAUCAAACACCAAAUGGUGCUUUAAUGUGUAUCUGUCGGCAAAUGUCUUAUUGUAUUUUAAUAGAAACUCAUAAAAUAAACUCUACGUGUUUUU